Messenger RNA from Parastagonospora nodorum SN15, 615 nucleotides. RefSeq lists its product as hypothetical. The record is from RefSeq and is a predicted model, not a curated record. Bases 1 to 615 code for a protein of 204 amino acids. Lineage: Eukaryota; Fungi; Ascomycota; Dothideomycetes; Pleosporales; Phaeosphaeriaceae. The transcript is spliced from 2 exons.
AUGUACAGCUCACGAUCCGCACCGCCUCUGCCACCGCGCAAGAUGCCGAAUCACAUGGAGGCUUUGGCUGCUCGGAUAAGUAAACUCCGCAACGUCAUGUCCAUUCUCAGAGAGGACAGGGAUUCUCUCAAGUUCCUGGCUUACCUCGUCCAGCACUAUGGACUAUACUGUCAGACCUGUAGCCGGAAGCGCAAGCCCGGUGGUUGCGGACCCACAUGUCCACUGCUACGUCCCGAAUCGUACACCAAAAAAUACGGAUCCACUCUGCUAUGGAAUAUUCGGGACAAUGGAGGUCUUCAGAAUAUCGUUGAGCAGAUCCGCCAGUACGACUUGAUUGCUUCUGAUAUGGAGCGUUGGGGCAACAACGUCAGCCUAUAUGAGCUGGGCCAGUGGGAACAUCUCACGAACUCAUGGCUUCGAAGAGGGUUGAAUCUGUCGUAUCGUAUGGGUGAUGCGCCCAUGCCUAUUACGCAUCAGUUUCACGAGGUUGACUGGGCCGGUGUAAAACCGCGCGAUCAAGCAAUCCUUGAAGACGAAGAGUACAGACAACCAGCUUCUCCCACUGACACCCAAAAAUUCUUAUCAGACAACUUAGCGCCCUUGCAGGAUGACUAG